Mytilus californianus (California mussel) is the source of this 411-nucleotide messenger RNA. RefSeq names its product metallophosphoesterase MPPED2-like. The transcript is spliced from 3 exons. NCBI's taxonomy places the organism in Eukaryota, Metazoa, Mollusca, Bivalvia, Mytilida, Mytilidae. The annotation marks the transcript as partial. The record is from RefSeq and is a predicted model, not a curated record.
AUUUCAGGUCAACUUUCUCAUAAAAAGAAGAUUGUAAUCGCAGGAAAUCAUGUGUUGUCUUUUUACGAAAGUCUUUUUACCGAAGCUAACUAUUUUGGAGAGACUAUUUGUGUAGUAAAUCAUUAUCUCCAAUCCAAAGUUUUAAAUUGUGUUAGGGAAACAGUAACUAACGCUUUUUAUUUACAAGAUUCUAUGGUUAAUGUUUGUGGAAUAAAUAUCUAUGGAUCUCCUUGCAAUGUAAAUGAUAACAGUUGGGCGUUCAAAGUUAAUCGUGGAGAAGAAAUACUGCAGAAGUGGAAUAAGAUACCGGAAAAUGUUGAUAUUCUGAUUACACAUAGACCUGCCUAUUUGGCACAAUUUUCUCAUAGAAGUUUAUCUCACUUCUCGUUUAUUAAAAGACGGAUUACUUGA